Lytechinus pictus (painted urchin) is the source of this 6136-nucleotide messenger RNA. RefSeq lists its product as uncharacterized. The record is from RefSeq and is a predicted model, not a curated record. The coding region runs from base 272 to 1840 and encodes 522 amino acids. The transcript has 12 exons. Lineage: Eukaryota; Metazoa; Echinodermata; Echinoidea; Temnopleuroida; Toxopneustidae.
GCACAAUAAUUAUAAGUGUCUGACUUGAAAUGAGAAUAUGGCAGACACGCAAAUUGUCACGUGAUAUCUGUGAUUGAGACCUGCGCCCGUAGGCUGUACUGUCGACAAGUAUACCGAGCCGAGGGUUUACUUUAAUACUUUAUUAUUCAUUUCAUUUCCAAAGUUACUCAAGAUCUCUCCUUUCGAAGUUCGGUUAAUUGUAGCUGGAGCCGGGCUCAACACAUACAUCAAAUUGCAGUUUGACACAUUUUUGGCUUGCCAAGUUGCCAUCAUGGUUUCAGUGGUUAUCUCUGUGAUCUUGACAACAGUUGUAGUGACUUUAGCUAUCUUCAUUGGAAGGCUGAGGAGAAGAAGACGAGCUGGAAUGUCUUUCAGAAGUGAGCAUGUUAUUGUCUUUACUCGCUACCCAGAACCUGGUACCACAAAGACAAGACUUAUUCCAGAUCUCGGGGAAGCUGCAGCUGCAACUCUGCAGCUGUGCUUGACCAAUCAUAUUCUAGAGGUUCUUCAGUUGGUGCAAGCCAAGCGACCGUGGGUAUCAGUUGAGAUCAAGUACACUGGAGGCUCAAGGAAACAAGUCAACUACUGGCUAAGUAGCCAUCGCAGAAGACGACUAAGAUGUCGCUGGUCUGAGCAGACUGGUCUAGGAUUAGGGGAGAGAAUAGUCAAUGCAUUCCAUGCUGCCUUUGCUAGGAAGAAGCAGAGAGUUAUAUUGAUUGGGAGUGAUAUUCCAGCAAUUGAUGCUGACACAAUCUGCUCUACCUUUGACAAAUUAUCCCUUGGAACGUGCAAUAUGAUAUUAGGACCUGCUAAAGAUGGAGGCUACUAUCUGGUAGGACUCAGUCAGAAUGAAGGAGAAGAAUCUAUAGAUCUUAAUCCUCUCUUCAUGAGCUCUGAUAUAGAGUGGGGUACAAGUAAAGUUCUACAGCAGCAAAGAAAAGUUGCCCAACAAUGUCAAGUGAGGCUAGAGAUACUCCCUAGAAUAUUGCAAGAUGUGGAUACUAUAGAAGAUUUAGUGGAAAUUGAGAGGUCUACAGGGUAUACAGUGGAUCAAAUCAGGACACCAUUCCUUUCUGUUAUCAUUCCAGUUUUUAAUGAAGCUCCUUUUAUACAACAGACACUCCAAAAUGUAACAGAGCGAUGUUCUUUUCCAAAUUUUAUAGAGAUCAUCGUAUGUGAUGGAGGCAGUGAGGACAACACGCAACAACUUGUGACAGAAUUUGCAGAAAACAAUAAAAGAGUCCCUAUAAAACUUGUAACUGGGUUAAAAGGAAGGGGUAGACAACUCAACAAAGGUGCUAUGUUUUCAAAAGGAGACAAUUUUCUUUUCUUACAUGCUGACACCAAGUUACCUCAAGGUUUUGAUGCCUCAGUGGUUCUUACUCUCUCUACUCCUGGAGUGAGUGCAGGGGCAUUUGAGUUUAGUCUGGAUUGUAACCAUUGCUCAGAAUCUGAAAGGUCUGAGUUUGAUUAUUCAAAACUAUUUGAAUUUGAAAUGAAGGUAUUGGAAUGGGGAACCAAUAUGAGGGCAAAAAGAUUUGAGCUUCCAUAUGGAGACCAAGCUUUGUUCAUGUCAAGGGCGAUAUUUAAAAGUGUUGCUAUGUUUCCUGAUUAUUUAAUCAUGGAAGAUUAUGAAAUGGUGUGCAAACUUCAAGGAGAAGGACAUAUCCAGAUUGUAGAAGGGAAGCAGGCCAUCACAUCAUCAAGGCGGUAUGCAAGACAUGGAUAUCUUAUGACUGUGGUGUUGAACUCUCUCAUCAUUAUGGCUUACAAUCUGGGAAUCCACCCUAAUGCUUUGGCUAGACUCUACUACGGAAGACGGCUUAACCAUGGAAACUGAAAUAUCAUUGUCGUAGGAAUUUCCUCCAUCAUCUCAAUUGUCGAUGUCAUCACCAUCAUCAUCUUAGUCUGUCAUCAAUAUCCUUGGCAUCAUCAUCACCACCCACCAUCAUUAUCAUAACUACCAUCACCAUCAUCAUCGUCACCAUCCUCAUCAUAAUCAUCACCAUCAUCAUCGUCAAACAUCAGAUCAAGGAUGCCAGCAUGAUGUGUGUGGAGAAGGCCAAGGACAAUAUCUUCUGUAUUCGUAACAUGUAAUAAGUGUGCUCUGGAUACAAAUCAUUAAACUGAACUGUAAUAAGCAAGUGGUAUUUAUUUUACCCUAUCAUGUACCAGCUUUGUCAACAGAUUUUAUGAGAUAUUUACAAAUGAAAUCAUUAUUUAUUCUAAUGUCAAGAAAACAACUGGAAUAUUUGUUCAUAUUUAUUCUUGUGUUUUGUUAAUUUACUAACAACCUGUUGAAUCUUGCAAAUAUUGACAUGAAAUACUUAUUAGUUUCAUUAGUUGAUAUGAUAUAAUCAUCAUAAAUUUAUUUACAAAGAUAUUUUAUUGAUGCACUUAUUUUAUUUGUUUAAUUCUGCUGAGUGAGUCAUAAUUUUGAUAACAAUAUGUUAUAUUGGCAAAUAUGUUUUAAACAAUUCAAAAUUGUAUAUUUGUCAUACUUUUCUGGUGGCAUGAUGUGAAUUUAUCAAUAUUUUAUGAAUGAGAACUCGAUGUAUGGAAGCUCAUUACAACAUGCAUAAAUGCUUGUACAGUGAAUACCAUUUAUAUGUCAGUAUUAAAACAAAUUAUAUUUUAUUGAUGGAAUACAAUUCUAGUUAUACUCAUGAUCUAUGCUGCAUUGUAUUUAUUAUAGAUUUCAUUUUUGCAUGAUUAUACAAUGUCUGAAAAUGAGCCCAUAUUCACUUUGAUAUAGUAUUGUAAUAUAUUUGAGUUUACUCUGCUUUUUUUUCUUAGUGUCUUGGUUUCCAAUAAAUUUCCUUCCAGGAAAACUGAACUAUUUUGGAAUAAUUUGUUUGUUAUUCCAUGAAAUCUCAUCAUGAUUUGAAUAUCUAGAGAAUAAUUGUGGAAUAAAACCAAAAGUGCAAUCUGCUAAUAUACAGGUACUUUGAUGUACUGCAUGAAAUUUAUUGAACAACACUAAAAAGAAAUUGGAAUAGCUAUUUCCUCAGUGGUGUCGUGAAUAAUUGUGAAUUUAACAAGAUUAAAGCUAAAUGAUAGUAGUUGCAGUAAAACACUAAUUUCGUGAGAAAGUCUGUAAAACCAAGGUUAAGUAAGACUAUAUCAUCGUGGAUCUAGAUCUGGUAUAGUUACAUAAACUGAACUUUGUGAAAUCAUAAAAUCUAAGCUGAAAUACGAUCACACUGAAAAUCGCCAACACAGAUAGGCACACGUGGGACAGUGUAUUAUUAUUGCUGGAAUAAAGACCCGACGGAAGUGACCGAAUCCGCGCUUAUUUUGCUUAUUUCUCAGCAAUUACACAAUUUCUUCCAGAAUCCUUUGGCACAUAUUUUUUAUUUAUACAAACAGACACUUGGGUGGUCAUUAUAUUAGAUUCUGUAAAAAGUCAUUUUGAGAUCGUUACCAGAACUGGAAUUUAUCUUUAAAAGAAAAAGAUUGAAAGCAGAUAAUUGGAUGAAGGAUAAGAGUGAAACUUGGUGAGAGAUAGGGCCGAUGAAUAGCCGAGUCUGGAUGAAUAACAGCCAAAAUACAGGAUCAAAGAAUAUCAAAAAAUCUUCCAAUCUUUUUUCAAUGAACGGUAGAAUCUGUUUUAAAGGGCAACUCCUUUUGUGGUAAAGAUGAAAACAAUAACUUAAGGUUUCAGUUCUCUUCAUAGUAUUUCAGGAAGAAUAUUACAUUAAAAUGAGCAUUCCACUGCAAAGCAUUGUCUUUGACCUUGGCUAUGAUCCAAAAUUAAAAUAUGUUCACCAGUUGUGCCAUUCAUGCUUUUCUGUGUGCAGUACCUCUGACUCUUAACAGACUUUAAUAAAAUCUUCUUGUAAUUUUGGUGCAUACACUUUUUUCCCAUGAAUUUUAAUUAACAUACAUGUAUAUCAAUCAUCUUCAGGCAGUUCAUUCAAUCUCAAGACAAGAAAUGAUCAGUUUUAAGCAUCUCUUUUUAAAGGCUACAUUUACUUAUUCUUUCAAGGGCAUGUCUGAUGAAAUAGGGAAUUGGCUAAGGUGAAUAAUUCUUUGAAAUAUGAUGGUUGUGUAAUUGUAGUUGUACUGUAAAAUAAAGAUAGGACCAGAGAAUAUCAAAACGGUGUGCUUCUUUCAAUGUGCAGAAGAGUACAAACACCUGCUUUUAAAGACCACAUCCUCUUCUCUAUUUGAUAACCUCUAAUUACCAAUUGUCUACUCUUCUUAUAAUUAAUGUUAUUUAUGUCCUGUCUAGUAUACUGAUCAUGCACGAGUUUCAGGUCACAUGACCAGGGCCAAAGGCCAUUUAUGAUAAAUGAACAUUUACCAUGUUUUUUGGCUAUCAACAUUGAAAUCUUAACCAAGGUUAAAUUUUUGAAAUGUCACAACUUUCAAAGUAUAUGGAUCUAGUUCAUGAAACUUGGACAUAAUAUUCAAUUGUCUUGGGUAUUUUUUGAAAUGUCAUAAGCUUGAAAGUGAAUGGAUCUAAUGCAUGAAACUCGGACUCAUGGGUUAUCGAGUCACACUGAUCAUUUUGCACAAAUUUCAGAUCAAAGGUCAUUCAGGCCCAAUAAACUUAGUAUUUUUUAUCAUCACAUGUAAUGAUGUAUGGUGUUUUUGUGAAUGAAUUAUUCAUCUUGGUUGUUUUCAAAGUCAGCUCUGUUGCUGUAUUGAAUCACCUUCAAAAUGCUUUAACUUAUUUCUAUUCCAUUUUUUAAAAUUAAUUUUGUUCUGUUUGCUCUCCAAUUCAAAUUGACGUCAUAUCAGUACAUGGAACCCAUCCAAGAGGAUUCAUUAUGUCUUACCAUUUAAAGCAGAAGUAUUACAAAUCAUUUUAUAAAAGAUGUAUUUUUCUGAUUUUCUUUGUCACUUACAUUAUAAGAAAAGAAAUGUGUUUAAAAUCACUUAGAGUACUUCUUUUGUUGUUUGAAUUUAGUCAAGAAAGUUUGAAUCUAGGAUAGAUAAUAUUGGGUAUGAAACUAUAGGCCUAUAUUAGAAAUUUUGUAAAGCACAAUUUCCUUACAUUCCUGUAUUAUAAACGCAUUUAUUUAGAAAGAUUAGUUCAUCCACUUCUGUGAUUGCAAGAAAAUCAUCAUGUAUUGAAUCAAUGCUGCAUGUUUUUCUGUCAAUAUUUACGAUAUCUGAUGCACUUGCCAAAAUAAAUUUUUGAAAUAAACAAAUGAACAAUUGAAAUGUAUUUAUAAAAUUCAGAAUCCCACCUUGAUUAAAAACAAGUUAUUCUAUAUGUGUAGUCCAUUCAAGUUGCCAUGAAUUCUUUGAUAUUGGACAUUUGUACUCAUAGCAGUGGCAGUUUGGUAUUGUAUUACUUGUGUAGACUAGAACAGCUAUGUUGAAAACUUUAAGUAGAAAUAUUUACAAAAAUGCCUUCUAACCCUGAGUGAUCAAGUGAUUUGAAAUAAGAGUGCAUUUAAAUGUUAAGCUCUCUAAAUCAGUGUGUACAGAAGAAACGUUACUUUAAUCACUCUGAAUAGUAACAAUAUUUCUUAUUAACUAUGAAGCAAUGCUUGUGCCUGCUAUUUUAGAUAUUACAUAGUUUAUUAAAUAAAGAUGUCUAGAAUAUUAUAAAAUCAGAGCCUUUGUGUUUAAUUAUGAAUGUCAAAAUAAUGAUGGAUAAUUAGAGAAGAUUUAACUUUAUCUGUUUAAUAAGGGAGAGAGAGCAAUGGAGCUGCUUUAUUGAAUGUAAGCGUGAAAUUUGCAUGAAAUGUAUUUACACAUGAUUUAUACCUUGAGCCGAGGAUACAGACUGCCAAUUUAAAGCAACAUUGUCAGUUGAAGGAUUGUCAUAAAUAGUAAAUCAUUUGAAACAUUUGAUAACUAAUUUUUUCUAGUUUAUUUGAGGAGUUUAAAUAUUUUGUCUCUGUACUGUAUUCUAUCAUUUGCAAAACUCCAUUAUAAUUUUUUAUUUGUCAGCAAAAUAAUAUUUUAAAGCACAGAGGAUGAUCAUAGGAUGAUGGAUUGUAGGAUCAUUGGAUGAUGAUAAAAGCAUCACCUCUCAAAGAAUUUAUCAAAAAGAAUAUCAAGUUUGGAAGUAUUUUUCUUCAUAUUCUUGAUUUGUAAUACUACCAGUUUCCUUUUUUAGACUCUAAAGGAAGACCAAUCUGAUUCAAAUUCAGUCAAAUUAAAAAACAUUAUCUGU